Messenger RNA from Elephantulus edwardii (Cape elephant shrew), 950 nucleotides. It is a transcript of the gene RIT1, whose product is annotated as Ras-like without CAAX 1. Gene Ontology annotation, molecular function: GTPase activity; calmodulin binding; GTP binding. The transcript is spliced from 5 exons. The record is from RefSeq and is a predicted model, not a curated record. Gene Ontology annotation, biological process: Ras protein signal transduction. Bases 34 to 693 code for a protein of 219 amino acids. Lineage: Eukaryota; Metazoa; Chordata; Mammalia; Macroscelidea; Macroscelididae. Gene Ontology annotation, cellular component: plasma membrane.
ACCUGGGAUAGCCCCGGAUUCCCCAAGGCGACAAUGGAUUCUGGAUCUCGCCCUGCUGGUAACUGUUGUAGCAGCCCAGCGGGGCUCUCACGAGAGUACAAGCUUGUGAUGCUGGGGGCCGGCGGGGUAGGAAAAAGUGCCAUGACCAUGCAGUUCAUCAGCCACCGAUUUCCAGAAGAUCAUGACCCCACCAUUGAAGAUGCUUAUAAAAUCAGAAUACGUAUUGAUGAUGAGCCUGCCAAUCUGGACAUUUUGGAUACAGCUGGACAGGCAGAGUUUACAGCCAUGCGUGAUCAGUACAUGAGGGCAGGUGAAGGUUUUAUCAUCUGUUAUUCCAUCACGGACCGCCGAAGUUUCCAUGAAGUUCGAGAGUUUAAACAGCUUAUUUAUAGAGUUCGACGUACUGAUGAUACUCCUGUGGUUCUUGUGGGGAACAAGUCUGACCUAAAACAACUAAGGCAGGUCACCAAAGAAGAAGGGUUAGCGUUGGCAAGAGAAUUCAGCUGUCCCUUUUUUGAGACAUCUGCUGCUUACCGCUACUAUAUUGAUGAUGUAUUCCAUGCCCUUGUUCGGGAGAUACGUAGGAAAGAAAAGGAGGCAGUGCUGGCCAUGGAGAAAAAGUCUAAACCCAAAAGCAGUGUGUGGAAGAGGCUAAAAUCACCAUUUCGGAAGAAGAAAGAUUCAGUCACUUGAAGUGAAGAUGUGGGAGUGCUUAUCUGUGAACUGCAGUGCUUAAUCAGAGCAGUCCAGUAGCCUGCCUUAGUGAGCAUGAUGCUUACUCUUUCCCCAUUAUGACUGUUAUUUUUAAAGUAACUGAUGCGGGCCAUGCCUACUAGGAGUCUUCAGCGAUGUGGUAUUUAAAGUAUUUUUCUUAAUUAACUUUACCCAGUGGAGCACUGUCUCCUUUUGAAUUGUCACAUCAGAGUGUGAUUUACCAUUAUAUUGAGUUC